Molecule: messenger RNA, 1185 nt
Organism: Zingiber officinale
Lineage: Eukaryota; Viridiplantae; Streptophyta; Magnoliopsida; Zingiberales; Zingiberaceae
Product: SH3 domain-containing protein C23A1.17-like
Exons: 3
Coding region: 1-1185 (394 amino acids)
Source: RefSeq, a predicted model, not a curated record
AUGGCUCGAUCACCCUCAGAUGACUCUGAUUCUGACGACCAGCCACUAUCUCAGAGGCGUCGGCGCCGAGCUCCUCGUGUGAUACCAGACUCGAGCCCCUCGUCUCUUCCUUCUCCUCCACAUGCAACUGAUUUUACCCCAUCCCAUCAGGUGACUCCACCUCCAAUCCCGAGCCAUGUAGAUGGCCCUCCUAUUUUGUCCAGUAAUCAGGCCGAGCCCCCAUUGGCUCAACCGUUCAGCGCGCAACAUGCUCAGGGUGAUGAAGUUGGCCCUUCAACACGCCCUUCGGUUACCCCCCCCCCCCCUGCAGAGCCCUCUCAGGGACCGUCUUCGGCUCCCUCUGGUGCAACCGCCGAGCCUUCUGCUACUCCCGGCUCAGCUGCGGGUCCCUCAGGACCCCCUCCACUUACCACCGAGCCUUCAGCUACUCCCAGCUCAGCUGCUGGUCCCUCAGGACCCCCUCCGCUUACUUAUCAGGACUACUGCACUACUUUUCCUUCUGAAGCACAGUUAUGGUCUCAGACAGAUGUUCCCACCAACUCUCUGAAAAUGAAAGAUACUUCUGGCAUAUUUCAGGCCAGCCAUGCUCUGCGAGCAGAGAUAAAAUCUUUGACCACCAGGAAAAAUAGUCUAGAAGUGUCCCUAGCCCUAACUGAGCACGAACUUGAAGAGCUUCAGGAGAAGCAGAGUCAGGCUGAUAAUGUACACCAACAAAGUAUGAAUCAGCAGGCUUUAGAGCAUCAAAGAGUCAUGGACCAGCUGGUUCAAAAACUGCGUGCGGCUGAAACUCUGAUGCACGACCAAGACCAAAAAUUAAAAUCGCAAGAGGUCCUUUUGAAAUCUCGAGAGACCCAACUGACUUCCCAAGCAACAAAAUUGACCACUGCCAGAAAUGAACUAGCUCAGGCUAUGGCCACCACAGAGGGUGUGUCAACAGCUCUAGCCCUUUACAGAGAAGGGGAAAGCGAUCGCUGCCUGCGACACCGAGCCGAGUAUUUGCGUUCUCCCGAAUUUUGUGCACAGGUGGGACAUCGCUUUUCCACAUCUGCUAUCUACGGGACGGGUGGGGCUCUGCGACAACUUCAUGAGCAGGACUAUUUAAGGUCCAUUCCACCUCCUGAAUUCUUAGACCACGAUCGGAUCAUCAAAGAGAUUCCAGAUGAAAUAUUUGCCCCUUUCGACUGA